GCUGCCGCGCGCCGCCGCCGCCGCCGCCGCCGCACUCGCAGCCAUGGCUCGCCGCGAGCGGCUGCUGGCCGCGCUGGUGCUGAACGUGACUGUGCUGUGGUUGAGCGGCGGUCCGGGCCGGGCGGCGGCGCUGAUCGAGCCGCGCCUGGACCGGCCGCGCUGGUGGGUGCCGCCGUCCAACCCCGGCGACAGCCACCGGUUCCCGGCGGAGCCCAAGGUGGCGCAGCACCGGCCGCAGAAGGACGAGCCGGCGCGCGAGGACGUGCUGCCCGCCUACAUCGUCAGUGAGCACACGGUCGGCCCCAAGCCGCCGCCCGGCUACAGCUUCUCGGCAGGGCCCAAGCCGGCGCGCUUCCCCAAACCCGCCCAGCAGGACGAGGAGGAGGGAGAAGAAGAGGAAGAUGAAGAUGGAGAGGCGCGGGAGGAGGAGGCCUCGCCGGCGCCGCCGCCGCCGACCACCCCCGAGGUGACGGUGGUGGACAACUCGCUGAAGCACCUGUGGCCCAAGAGCGGCCGGCGGUACGGAGGAGCGCGCCCGCGCAGCGGCAGCAGCUCCCGUCCGAGCGACACCACGGUGUGCGGCCCGCUGUGCCCGUCGUUCCGACUGGCGUCCCGGUCGGCGCGGUACGACGUCCGGCUGUACCCGCGCACACUGUGGGUCAGCUACGUCACCGUCACCGAAAACCGCCUGCUGGCCGAAAUGGAGGCCCGUGCCGGUCUUACAGAGUUCCUCGGCGGCAGGAACAGCCACGGUAUCGAGCUGCCGCAGACGUUCCCAUUCGUGACGCAGCUGCGGUACGGCCGUGUGCCCGGGCGGCACAAACAGGGGUCCGACUUCAGCGUCUCCAUCCCGCUGCUGGAGGACUCGUUCCUGCCGCGGCCCGACUCCAACCAGCUGGUGGUGGACUACGUCAGCAAGCAGCGGGUCUUCGUCACCUCCUUCUGGGCGCGCCCCUGGAAGCUGACCGACAGGUCACUGCGCAUGCGCGCUAAGCGCUUCAUCCGCCGUCUAAGGCGACACGGUCACUCCUUCCUCGACAGCUACUAUUACCUCGCCAAAUACGAUAGCGCGGAGUCCCGUAAGCGCUCCUUCUACGAGAUAUGGUUGUACAGCACACCGUUCAAGAGCAAGAAGCGAUUCCGACCGACGGGGAAGCCACAGAUGGCGCACCCGUCGAACCGCACCCUGGACACCAUCCAGCGGCUCUGUAGAGGUCUGGAGUGCCCUAAGUUCGAGGUGCUCUCCGAAUACCGGGGCGGCAUUCAGAAGCGCCACUACUAUAACGCAGUGUUCGCCACUGCGCCCAUGGAGGGCUGCGACUCGAGCAUUGACGCCAUGUGGCGUGGCCUGCUGCCGCUGCACCUCUACAGGCAUGGGAUCAACUCUCACCUGGAGGUGAUCGAGGCCACCCGGCCCGUCGGCCUGCUGCGGGUCACUGAGCAGGAGCCGACGCACAACGCCACGUGCGCCAUGAGCUCGCUGAUGUACCUGCCGCGGCGGCUGCACAGGAACCCGCCCAACGCCGGACCGUCGGCGCCGCCGACGAGCAUGGCGUACGUGCACGACCUGCACGUGUUCGUGCAGACGGUGGGCGGCUUCGUGCUGGAGCCGGGCCGUCUGGCGCAGGAGGUAGCUGAGUUCCGGCGGCAGCUGGACGCGCUGCGCCUCUGCUACCGGCCCCGCCAGUACUUUGUGGCCGUGUACGACUUCAUCCAGCGCUACCACGGCCGGCUCAACGAGCUCUGGAUGCUCACACGGCGCUGCGACGAUGGCGAGAGGGCGUAGCGGAGAGAGUGCCAUGGACACGGUGUGUGGAUGAAGGACGGACGGGCCGAGGUACCCGGGCAGUGAGGUGGUUGACUGCUGAAUGAUGGUGGGGACGGCAGGAUCCCCAGUCGCGAAGAUGGAAGGCCCUCGGU
Molecule: messenger RNA, 1920 nt
Organism: Amphibalanus amphitrite
Lineage: Eukaryota; Metazoa; Arthropoda; Thecostraca; Balanomorpha; Balanidae
Exons: 8
Coding region: 44-1786 (580 amino acids)
Source: RefSeq, a predicted model, not a curated record